AAAAGAACAACAAAUUUUAUUUAACUAAAAAAACAAUGGUUAAAAGUGUUAACGAAAUGGAAUUCAAAAGCAACUUCUCAAUUGAUGCCAUCUUGGCUAGAAAUACCAACAACAACCACAAUUCUCAACAACAACAAAUGACAAUGCCACCACAAACCACCACGGUUAUGAUCAAACAAGAACCCGAAUGCCUCAAGGAACCAACUUUAUAUGUCACCGAUGAUGGUGAACUAUCGGAGGAAUUUGAUAACCCCAGCCGUACCAGUACCCCCAUGAGCAGUGCUGCCGAUUCUCUCUCUUCCGGUGAAGACAAACUGGAAGAUGAUCAGAGUUGUGACAGCGAUGAGGAUAAGGCUGGCAAAUCGGAGGGCGAGGGUGAUGAUAAGAAACCCCCCUACAGCUACAAUGCCUUGAUCAUGAUGGCCAUUCAAAAUAGUCCCGAACAACGCUUGACUUUGAACGGUAUCUAUCAGUAUUUGAUCAAUCGCUUCCCCUACUUCAAGAUGAACAAACGCGGCUGGCAAAACUCGAUUCGCCACAAUCUGAGCUUGAACAAAUGCUUUGCCAAGAUUCCCCGCAGCUACGAUGAUCCCGGCAAGGGCAACUACUGGAUCUUGGACCCCAGCGCCGAGGAAGUGUUCAUUGGUGAGACCACUGGUAAAUUGCGCCGCAAAAAUCCCGGUGCCAAUAGUGCCCGUUUGGCUGCCUACCGCCAGGCCAUCUUCUCGCCCAUGAUGGGUCGUUAUGCUGCUGCUGCCGCCGCCGCUGCUGUUCCCUUCCCUGGCGCCAUGCAAUUUGCUCCUGGUUAUGCCAAUGCUGCUGCUGCCGCUGCCCUAUAUCAACGUAUGAAUCCCUACGGUGCUGCCUAUCCACCCACCGCUGUACCCCAACAAGCUCCACCACAAAUGCCUGUCUACAAUCAAAUGCCUCCAGCCAAUGCCAUGUAUCCAUCCGGUCCCAUGCCCAUGUCUGCUGAACUAUUCCAUCGUAUGCAAAUGUUGGGCAAGUUCCAAGCUAGCUAA
Musca vetustissima is the source of this 1022-nucleotide messenger RNA. RefSeq names its product fork head domain transcription factor slp1 (gene slp1). Gene Ontology annotation, molecular function: sequence-specific double-stranded DNA binding; DNA-binding transcription factor activity. Gene Ontology annotation, cellular component: nucleus. Gene Ontology annotation, biological process: regulation of transcription by RNA polymerase II. The transcript has a single exon. The coding region runs from base 36 to 1022 and encodes 328 amino acids. The record is from RefSeq and is a predicted model, not a curated record. NCBI's taxonomy places the organism in Eukaryota, Metazoa, Arthropoda, Insecta, Diptera, Muscidae.